UCAGUCCCGCCCUUUUCCGCUGUGCUUUCCCUCCGACUCUCUCUCUCUCUCUCUCUCUCUUCCCUCCUCCCUCUAUCUCUUUCUCUCCUCUGGUGCAUGAGUAGAAAGAGAAGUAGCGAAGAUGAGUACGGUGGACAAGAUGCUAAUAAAGGGAAUCCGGAGCUUCGACCCGGAGAACAAGCACGUCAUCACCUUCUUCAAGCCCUUAACCCUAAUCGUCGGCCCCAACGGCGCCGGCAAAACCACCAUCAUCGAGUGCUUGAAGCUCUCCUGCUCCGGCGAGUUGCCUCCCAACGCUCGCUCCGGCCACAGCUUCGUCCACGACCCUAAGGUCGCCGGUGAAACUGAGACCAAAGCCCAGAUUAAGCUCCGCUUCAGGACCGCCGCCGGCAAAGAUGUGGUGUGCAUUAGGUCGUUUCAGCUCACGCAGAAAGCCUCGAAAAUGGAGUUCAAGGCCAUCGACAGCGUCCUUCAGACCAUUAAUCCCCACACUGGAGAGAAAGUUUGCCUUAGUUAUCGAUGUGCCGAUAUGGAUAGGGAAAUCCCUGCUUUAAUGGGUGUAUCAAAGGCUAUCUUGGAAAAUGUUAUAUUUGUGCACCAAGAUGAAGCCAAUUGGCCUUUGCAGGAUCCUUCAACAUUGAAGAAGAAGUUUGAUGAUAUCUUCUCUGCUACCCGAUAUACUAAGGCAUUGGAGGUAAUUAAAAAACUUCACAAGGAUCAAGCUCAAGAGAUAAAGACCUACAAGCUACAGUUGGAGAAUCUUCAAACCAAAAAAGAUAUUGCAUAUAAGCUUCGCGAGCAAAUUUCUCAAGCUCAAGAAAAAACAAAUAUUUUGAAAAGCGAGAUGCAGGGGUUGGAGGGAAUGAUCCAAGAUGUGAAUACUAAAAUUCAGUAUACUGACACGAAACUAAAGGAUUUGAAGAAGCUGGAGGACCAGAUAUCACAGAAAAGUGCUGUGAGAAGCACCCUGGUUAACGAGCGGGAGGAGAAGCACAAAGCUCUUGAAGAGGAGAACGAAGACACUGACGAAGAAUUGAAGGAAUGGAAAACCAAGUUUGAAGAAAAGAUUGCGCUUUUGGAAACUAAAAUCAGGAAGCUGGAGAGGGAAGAGAAUGACGCAGAGAGCAAAAUUACUUUCCUUGAAAAAACGCUAAAGGCAUCUAUAUGGGAGAUUAGCAAGCUCGAAAACGAAGCUGAAGUUCAUUUGUGCUCAAAGAAUGAGAGAGAUUCUGUCAUUCAAAAACUCUUUUCAAGGCACAAUUUGGGUGCUCUUCCAAAUCCUCCCUUCAGCAAUGAAGUUGCACUGAACCUCACCAAUCGAAUAAAAUCAAGAUUGUUGGAUCUAGAAAAGGAUUUGCAAGAUAAGAAGAGGUCAAAUGAAAAAGAACUUGAGACAACAUGGGACUGCUACAAUGAUGCAAAAGACCAUUGGAAGUCUAUUGAGGCUCAGAAAGAAGCUAAAGAAGAAAUAAGGAAUGGCCUUCUGAAGCGCAUAGAGGAAAAAAAGAAUGAGCGUGAUUCUUUAGAACUUGAAGUUUCAAAUGUUGAUCUCUCUCACAUUGAUGAAAAAGAAAAGAAUAUGCAUAUUGAGUUUGAGAGAAAGACAAACCAGUAUGCUGAAAGGGAAUUUGAAUCAACAAUACGCCAAAAGGAUAAUGAGAUGUUUAGCAUUGAGCAAAUGAUUACAGUUGCUAAGAAAGAGAAAGCUGCCAUGGCUGUUGAUAUGGAGGACAGAACAAAACUGUCUAUGAAGAAGAAUGAUUUGGAGAAUCGUAAAAGGCAACAUAGAAAGAUUAUUAAUGAAAACAGGGAGAGAGUUAGAGGAGUGCUAAAAGGGAGGUUUCCUCCAGAGAAGGAUUUGAGAGGCGAAAUCAGUCAAGUCUUGAGUGCUGUUACCAUGGAGUUUGAUGACUUGAGCACCAAAUCUCGUGAAGCGGAGAAUGAGGUGAAUAUGUUGCAGACAAGAAUACAAGAAAUUAACAAUAACAUCUACAAGCAUCGGAAAGAUAUGGACUCAAAGAGGAGAUAUAUUGAGUCUAAACUUCAGGCCUUAGAUCAGCAAUCUUUUACUGUUGAUUACUAUCCUACAGUCUUGGAUUCAGCCAAGGAGAAAAGAGAUGUCGAGAAAAGGAAAUACAAUUUUGCUGAUGGUAUGCGACAAAUGUUUGAUCCAUUUGAAAGAGUUGCCCGUGCCAAUCAUAUUUGCCCUUGCUGUGAACGACCUUUUUCUCUACAAGAGGAAGACGAAUUUGUUAAAAAGCAAAGAAUGAAUGCUGCAAGUUCUGCUGAGAAAUUAAAAGUGCUGGCUGCAGAGUCCUCGACUGCUGACUCUUUUUUUCAGCAAUUGGACAGGCUUCGCAUGGUUUAUGAAGAAUAUGUUAACAUUGGGAAGGAGAGAAUCCCCAAUGCAGAGAGAGAACUGGAUGACCUUACUCAAGAGAUGGAACAAAAGUCUCAGGCCCUUGAUGAUGUGUUAGCUGUUUCGGCUCAAGUAAAGGCUGAAAAGGACUCGAUUCAGGCCCUGAUGGAACCCAUUGAAAAUGCUGACAGACUAUUUCAAGAUAUACAAAGAGAACAGAAGCUAGUUGAUGAGCUGGCACAUAAACUUGAACAAGGACAUGGUUCGAGAUCUAUGCAAGAUAUUGAGUCGGAGCUGGAUAAUCUGCUUGAGACAAAGGAUAAUUUGCAUAGAGAAGUAAUGAAGUUGAGAAGCGAACAAAUGGACCUGCAAGAUGAUUUGAGCACGGUCAAAACUCGGUGGCACAACGUAAGGGAAGAGAAAAUCAAAGCAGCUAAUUUAUUGUCCGAUGUCAAAAGGGCAGAAGAAGAGUUGGAGCGUUUGACCGAAGAAAAGAAUCGAGUUGAUCUUGAUGAAAAGCUUUUGGCAGAGUCUCUUCGCCCUUUAUCGAAGGAGAAAGAUAAAUUACUUGGCUACCACAAUGACUUAAAAGUUAAACUUAAUCGCGAAUAUGAUGAGCAAGCUGAACGAAAAAGAGAAUACGAGCAGGAAGUUGAGGCAUUAAAUAUGAUUAAUUCGAAAAUUAAAGAGUAUAAUGAUUCAAAGAAAGGUGAGAAGUUGCAGGAAAUCCAAGAAAAGCAACAUCUGCUUGAAUCUCAACUUCAAAGUUGUAAAACUAGAAAGAAGGAAAUCUUAGCUGAGUUGAACAAAAGCAAAGAUUUAAGAGCGAAUCAAGAUCAGGUAAGACGAAAUAUUGAGGAUAAUUUGAGUUACAGGAAAACGAAAGCUGAAGUAGAGGAACUUACCUGUGAGCUUGAGUCACUGGAAGACAAAAUGCUGAAGAUUGGUCGGAAGCCCAAAGUUCAAGCUGAACUUGAAAAGCUCUCUCAUGAGAGGGAGGAGUUUCUGAAAAGGUUAAACCAGAAUGAUGGGAUCAUUUCUGCUCACCAGAGCGAAAUUUCAAAGCAUAAAAUUGAUCUCAAAAACCCAGAUUACAAGGACAUUGACAAGCGGUACUUUGAUCAGCUAAUCCAGCUAAAGACAACUGAGAUGGCAAACAAGGACCUGGACAGAUACUACAAUGCGCUUGACAAAGCAUUAAUGCGCUUCCACAGCAUGAAGAUGGAGGAAAUAAAUAAAAUUAUAAGAGAGUUGUGGCAGCAAACAUACAGAGGACAAGAUAUAGACUACAUCUGUAUACACUCAGAUUCUGAUGGUGCUGGGACUCGUUCUUACAGUUACAAGGUUCUCAUGCAGACUGGUGAUACAGAGCUUGAAAUGAGAGGAAGGUGUAGUGCUGGUCAGAAGGUCCUUGCCUCCCUCAUCAUAAGAUUGGCUUUGGCUGAAACUUUCUGCCUCAACUGCGGAAUACUAGCACUGGAUGAACCAACUACAAACUUGGAUGGCCCGAAUGCUGAUAGUCUUGCCGCUGCUCUCCAUAGAAUUAUGGAGGACCGGAAGGGCCAGGAGAACUUUCAGCUGAUAGUAAUUACCCAUGAUGAGCGUUUCGCUCAACUAAUUGGCCAGCGCCAGCAUGCAGAAAAAUAUUAUCGGGUGGCGAAGGAUGAUCACCAGCAUAGCAUAAUCGAAGCCCAGGAGAUCUUUGAUUGAAGCUUCCUAAACGCGUAGUAUAUACUGUCCUCGAGUCUCCUCGAGUCUUAUGCAGCUUGAAAUGAAGCAGCACGUUGAAAACUCCGAACGAGAGAUUCGCAAGCCCGAAAGUUACGAAACCUUAUAAAUUUGUAAAAUAAUGGAAAUAUGUAGUUAGGUAGAAAAUUGAAUAGACAUCUGGGUUUAAUUUAAGUACUUUGCCAUCUCGACACAGUCGGGAUUAUUACUGUACUUGCAGUUCACCUCAUUUUUCAGUUGAUGUCUUCUAUCAUUUCUUUAUAAACCCAUAAGAAAGCCUCUUUUGGUUA
Malus domestica (apple) is the source of this 4377-nucleotide messenger RNA. RefSeq names its product DNA repair protein RAD50. Lineage: Eukaryota; Viridiplantae; Streptophyta; Magnoliopsida; Rosales; Rosaceae. Gene Ontology annotation, biological process: double-strand break repair; telomere maintenance via recombination; chromosome organization involved in meiotic cell cycle. The record is from RefSeq and is a predicted model, not a curated record. Gene Ontology annotation, cellular component: condensed nuclear chromosome; Mre11 complex; nucleus. Gene Ontology annotation, molecular function: single-stranded telomeric DNA binding; ATP hydrolysis activity; G-quadruplex DNA binding.